AUGGGCGAAUUCACAUCCACCAUCAAUGAGCUCAAAGAUUCUCAUGAUCAUCUUACCGUCGAUGUGCACUGGAUUAAAUCCAAAUUGGCAGAUUUAGAGGAUAGACCUGUACCUCGUUACUACAGAUACUUCCUGGCUUUUAUGUUUGCCAUUAAUGAGAUCAACAGUAAUUCUGACAUUUUACCUAAUGUGACCCUGGGAUACCUUGCAGGUGACUCUUGUAGAAAUGUGAAUAAAGCUUUAGACAGUGUCCUGGAGAUAUUAUCUGGAAAGGGAUCCACGGUUCCCAACUACUCCUGCUAUGAUCAUGACAAACUUGUUGGUGUUGUUGGAGGCCAGUCAUCGGAAAUAUCUUUACAUAUAGCUCAGAUUUUAAACAUUUAUGGAUAUGCACAGGUUCCUGUGUCUACGUGCUCUGAAGACUGUCCUCCAGGAUAUAGAAGUGUCAUGAAGAGGGGAAUCCAUCGGUGCUGCUUUGAAUGUUUGCAGUGUUCAGAUGGAGAAAUAUCUAAUGAGACAGACAAAGGAUCAUGCCAUAAGUGUCCAGAAGACCAGUGGCCAAAUGACAGCAACACGUGUCAUCCAAAACCCGUGGAAUAUCUGUCCUACCAGAAUGAUACAAUAACUCUUCUGAUUUCCAUCAUCUCUGUGAUUCUUUUUCUAAAAACUUCUACUAUCUUGGGAAUCUUUAUUGCAUUUCGGGACACUGCAUUGGUCAGAGCUAAUAACCAAAACCUGAGCUUCAUACUUCUGGUUUCCAUUAUGUUGGGUUUCAUCUGUGUGUUUUUGUUUUUGGGCCGCCCAGUACACACAACAUGUAUGCUGCGUCAGACAUCAUUUGCAAUCAUCUUCUCUGUUGCUAUCUCCUCUAUUUUGGCCAAGACUAUCAUGGUCUACUCAGCCUUCAAAGCCACCAAACCCGGAAGUCCCUGGAGGAAAUUUAUUGGAGUAAAAAUCCCCAAUUGUGUGGUUUUCCUUUGUUCUUUCUUUCAGGUUUUAAUUAGUAUCACUUGGUUAUCUUAUUCUCCUCCAUUCCCAGAAAGAAACACCCACUUGUAUGUUGACAAAAUUAUCAUUCAGUGUAAUGAAGGAUCUGCGGUGGCAUUUUCCAUCCUCCUGGGUUACAUGGGACUUCUAGCAGCUGUGACUUUCAUUGUGGCUUUCCUGGCCAGAAAUUUACCAGAUAGUUUCAAUGAAGCCAAAUACAUCACCUUCAGCAUGCUGGUGUUCUGCAGCGUCUGGAUCGCUUUUAUCCCAGCUUAUAUGAGCGUUACAGGAAAGAACACUGUGCUUGUAGAGAUAUUUGCUAUACUAUCUUCUACUGUUGGCAUUUUGGGUUGUAUAUUUUUUCCAAAAUGUUACAUUAUAUUGCUGAGGCCAGAUUUAAACUCCAAAAAGCAGCUCCUGUCAGCUCUGGCUUCCUUCGGCAUACCUCGCACUCUCCCCGAAAUAGCAGACGAAUUCAAAGUCUUCUCCCGCUGUGAGCUAAGCACUGCCGAAACUACAAACCGCAAGUAUCCUGGGUCUCUGAUCCAACUGAGAUCCAGUUACACAUCCAGUCACCUGACUAGCCUUGACAACAGCAGCCAAAGGAAACAGCAAUGCCAAACGCAUAAGCUUCAGCUCAGCACAGCUUGGGAGAACGGUCCAUCGAACCGGCCCCAGUGUGGGACACCUCCACCCAGAUUCCAUGAAGAAAUUAAUACGUUUCAGAGGAGUCUCUUCAACGAUCACUUGUAG
Messenger RNA from Nanorana parkeri, 1740 nucleotides. RefSeq names its product extracellular calcium-sensing receptor-like. The record is from RefSeq and is a predicted model, not a curated record. Gene Ontology annotation, biological process: G protein-coupled receptor signaling pathway. Bases 1 to 1740 code for a protein of 579 amino acids. Lineage: Eukaryota; Metazoa; Chordata; Amphibia; Anura; Dicroglossidae. Gene Ontology annotation, cellular component: membrane. The transcript has 8 exons. Gene Ontology annotation, molecular function: G protein-coupled receptor activity.